This is a messenger RNA of Lineus longissimus, 3225 nucleotides long. Its product is annotated as deformed epidermal autoregulatory factor 1 homolog. The coding region runs from base 172 to 1698 and encodes 508 amino acids. Gene Ontology annotation, cellular component: nucleus. Gene Ontology annotation, molecular function: DNA-binding transcription factor activity, RNA polymerase II-specific; DNA binding. Lineage: Eukaryota; Metazoa; Nemertea; Pilidiophora; Heteronemertea; Lineidae. The record is from RefSeq and is a predicted model, not a curated record. Gene Ontology annotation, biological process: regulation of transcription by RNA polymerase II. The transcript is spliced from 6 exons.
UUCCGCCAUGAAUUACGAGAAGAAACGGAAAUUGCCGAACGAAAAUUGAGCGAAACAAAUUUUCCUAAAAUGCAUUAAAAUAGGUGUUUAAAGUCACGCAUCUCGAUAUUGGAAUUGCCGAUCUGAUAAUAACGAACUCAAAGACCCCGUUUCGGUGGUUUUUGCUCCGAAAUGGAGCCAAACGACGGAGGAGAAGUGUCCGUAAUCGGGGAAGUCGACAUUUCCGAGGAGUUGCCGAAUGGUGACGAUUCGGCCUUCAACGACGAUCAGCAAGAAGGCGAGCAGACGCCUGGAAAUUCUCAAUCUUCUGAUCAACAUUCUCAUCUCGCAGACCAUGUUUUCGUACAGGCAGCGCAGGCUUAUGUUACUGCCGAGCAGCUGCAGGCUGCUGGCCUCCCUCCAGACAUUAAAACAACCCAUAUCGUUAUUCAUGAUCAUAAUUUAGGGGUUGCAGACCAAGCCUUGAAAACCCCCACAACACCACUGCCUCCCCCAACUCCAGCCACACCACUCAGUAAGGAGAAAGGCUUCAAAUACACAUGGGAUCCUUCUGUUCAUCUUCCUAUUCUUCCCGUCAGAUGUAAAAACACGAGCGGAGAAUUAUUUAAAGACCGAUUUGGAUCUGGAGGUCGGGGCAAAUGUAUAAAGUUUGAAGAACAGUGGUUCACACCGAGUGAGUUUGAAUCGAUGUGUGGUCGUGCCAGCAGUAAGGACUGGAAAAGGAGCAUCAGAUAUGGGGGGAGGACGUUGCAGUGUCUGAUCGAGGAUGGCCACUUGACUCCCCAUGCAACAUCCUGCACCUGCAGUGCGUGUUGUGACGAUGAUGCAGUGGUAGGUACCAUGAAAAACACUGGACCUGUGCGAUUAUUCGUUCCGUACAAGAGGCGUCGACGUAACAACAGCGUGAGUGACUCGGAAGGGGCGACCUCGCCGAGAAAGCAGAGAAUCUGUUCCACCAAGUCCUCACCUUCUUUAGCUGCGUCGCCUUUAUCGAAGGACGGUUCCUCAUCCAACUUAGAUGCAUACACAUCUGUAGUUGUUGCCAUACCACAGACUGGUGGAGCCAUACCGCACGGCGCUGUCACAUUACCAGGUGGUGAAGGAGGAGAGACGGUGCACAUUGUCACCACUGAUGCUAGCGGAAACUUGGUCUCUGCUGGAGAGGGUACAGUUGUGAUGACAGCACAGCCCAACCAACUCCAAAUCGCCCAGCAACAACAGGCCAAGUCCACAGUUCAGCUGGGACCAGUGGGGCUGGAUGUGCAUGAGGAAAAACAGUGGUGGCAGCUUGAGGAGAUGGCCACGAACCUCAUCCAGCAAGCACAGCAGUUGAAGGCGGUUAUUGAGACGGCCAAGCAACAGUCAAUGCAGUCGAAGGAGGCAGCGCUGCAGCAACUCAAGAUACAGAUGGAGAAGGAGAAGAAUGAGGCUGUGAAUGCGGUGCGGAUAGAAGCACAAAUGAAUCUCGCACGAACCCUAAUCGAAGAGCGGUCACAAAAAGACAUUGCAAUACAGCAGGCUUUGAAUCAAGCCAGAGCGGAAAUGCAAGAAAAACUCGAGUCUGUUACGGUCGUCUCGUCCGAUGACAAGGUUCGAUAUAACAUACAGUGGACACCGGAACAAACCAAUCAGAAUAAUAGUCACAUCAUUGACACUGAACAAGUAGAAUUAGAGAAACAAAAUGAUGAUAAUGAUUGAAAACAUAGUGAUGGUUGUGACUCAUCCUUUGGUGUUUGUUUCGAGGCAAGAAUGUUGUGAGACUAUGUGCAGUGAUUGUGCUAUCAAGUUUUUGGUGUUAUCGUUGUAAGUCUUGGUUCUCUUGGUUUCGAGGAGUCGGUGGAAUUAUCUCAGAAGAUUUGGAUUCCUUGUUGAGGGCCUUCAGUAAUAUCAUGUUUGUGGUCAAGUGAACUUCAAAGGGUGGAAUUAUCUCAGAAGAUUUGGAUUCCUUGUUGAGGGCCUUCAGUAAUGUCAUGUUUGUGGUCAAGUGAACUUCAAAGGGUGGAAUUAUCUCAGAAGAUUUGGAUUCCUUGUUGAGGGCCUUCAGUAAUAUCAUGUUUGUGGUCAAGUGGACUUCAAAGGGACCGUUUAGAAUUUUAAACUCACUGAUCAUGGCCAUGUAUGAAUAAUGUACCUUGUUUAUUGUGACCCUAUAUUAAUAACCCUGUUGUUAAGUCUGGGCAUAUCUUUUGUGAGGAUAUGAAUUUAUUCUUUUCAUUGUUUUGUGCUACUACCAUGGUGCAUUGUGGUCCCACCAAAGUUAAAUUGGAAAGUUCUGUCAAUUUCGAAAUGAAAUUUUCAUUGGCCGGAUUUUCUGAUUUUAGUGAAGAUAUCACAGUCGUAGUUGUCUUCUCCUCUGGAAAUCUACAUGACCUGUGGUCUCAUUCAUUCCCGGGCCAAGACAACCACUCGUGGGUUAUUUCCAAUCCAAAAAAGACUUGUUUAGUCUUAUUGUAUUGGUAUCAAGUUCUUGAAUGAGGUUUACACGCCAUAAAAAAUGUUGUUGAAAUGUACAUAGCAUAAUAAUAAUAUUAGGGAAUGUAUGUAAAUAUUUCGGAACUUGUUUCAAUAUUGAUAAAUUUAUGUGUGACCGUGAAAUUUCAGGAUCUGUUUCAAGAUCUGUACUUAAUACUGUACUACAGUGUACGCGUAUACUGGGUAGUCCAUUUCAGGAGAAUACCUCACUCAUUCUUAUUUGUUCCAACUUCACACAGAAAUCACGAUAAGCUAUUCAAAUGUCUGAUUUUAUCAGACAAGCCUGAAAUAAUAUAAAUACCCAUGCUUUUCCAUUUUGAACUGCACAUCACCAUGUAUGAGUUAGUUCAGGUGUUUAUUACUCUGUAAUUACCCAUCAAGGCCAAUAUGGGCGAGAGAAGUUAUAGUAUCCUCCAGAUUGAACACUUGAGGAUCAUGACUUCAUCAUUCUUCUAACCAUACAUGCAGUUAAGUUCCAUCCUCCCUUACUUUCAGUACAUGAUGGGCAUUGAUUUGCAUGUUUUACCAGAUCUCGUGCAAAUUUGUCAAAAAGAUUCGAGGUCUAAUUUUUUCCGUGACAGGUUGAUCUGUGUUCUCCUAAAUGCCUUUAUGUGCAGUGCAUGUGCAUGUCCCAUCACAUAGAGUAUUCUGUGGUUGAUUCUGUAGAUGUUUUCAAGUUAUAAGAUUAUGUUAAUGUAUUUCUACAUGUACGAUUGAGCCACUCAAGUUUCUCGAUGGAAUUAAAAUGUAAGG